Xyrichtys novacula (pearly razorfish) is the source of this 1872-nucleotide messenger RNA. Lineage: Eukaryota; Metazoa; Chordata; Actinopteri; Labriformes; Labridae. The record is from the annotation of a GenBank genome assembly.
AUGGCCUAUGCCAGUCGUAGCCUACACCCAACCGAACAGAAUGAUGCCAAUUACAGCUCAUUUAAACUGGAACUUUUGGCCCUCAAGUGGGCUGUGGCUGAAAAGUUUAAAGAUUACCUGACUGGGACAAAAUUUACUGUGUACACCGACAACAACCCUCUUGCCCACCUACAGACAGCUCGUCUAGGUGCAGUGGAGCAACGCUGGGUUGCACAACUUUCUUCCUUUGACUUUGACAUCAAAUAUCGCUCUGGUAAGAGCAAUGUGAAUGCUGAUGUACUGUCCAGAUAUCCGGUUAACCCUCUACCCACAGGUGUAGCCAACACAACAGCCGGACCAGACACCACUCCAGUGAUGGCAGCCAUCGAACUCACCCCUGAAGGAGACAGUGAGGAGUGGGCUGGCAGUGAGUGGGAAGUGGCACAGUCCAGUGACCCAGACAUACAAAUUGUUAAACGGUACGUAGAAACACGUGCGUUACCUGAGAAGCCCGAACGUCAGGCCCUGCCUCUUAGGAGCCAGAGACUGUUGCAGCAGUGGAAGAGGCUUCAUGUCCAAAACAACAUUCUGUGUCGAAAAGUGUUUGAUUCACAGACUCAUGAAGUGAGGCACCAGAUUGUGUGUCCGAGUGCCAGGAGCAAAGAGGUGUGGGGGAGUGUACAUGAAGCCACCGCCCAUGCUGGGGUGGAGAGGACUCUUUCACGCAUUCGACAGCGCUUCUACUGGCCAAACAUGGAAGGGGAGGUACGUCAACUCCAACAGGGAUGUGUCGCCUGCAGCCUGCGAAGGGAGAGAGUUGAGCCUCGUGCCCCAUUAAAACUAAUUGAGGUAUCAUACCCCCUUGAAGUUGUAGGCUUAGAUUUCCUCUCACUAGGCCGCAACGCAGACACUCACCCAAACAUCCUGGUAGCCACUGAUUUAUUCACUCGCUAUGCUUGGGCCGUCCCUACACGAGACCAAACAGCUGAGACCACAGUUAAAGCCUUAUGGACCCAAAUAAUCCAGCCCUUUGGCUGCCCUGCUCGAUUUCAUUCAGAUCAGGGACCAAAUUUUGAGUCUGGGCUAAUGAAACAGUUGUGUGAUACCUAUGGUAUAGCCAAAAGUCGUACUACCCCAUACCACCCUGCUGGUAAUGGCAGUGCAGAACGCUUUAACCAUACUCUUUUUAACAUGCUCCGCUCCCUUGAAACUGAUAAGCAAAACCAUUGGCCUGAGUAUUUACCCGAACUGGUACAUGCUUAUAACAACACGGCCCACAGCGCCACAGGUUAUGCCCCCUCCUUUCUCAUGUUUGGACGACACUUGCGCCUCCCAGUGGACAUUGGGUUGGGAGUUGGGCCCCAGCAGAGAAAGCAUGACUUAGAUGGGUGGGUUAGACAUCAUCAACAGAGGUUAUCUGUAGCAUACGGUCUUGCUAGACAAAAGAUGGACAAUGCAGCUUCUCAGAAUAAGCAGCGCUAUGACAGUAAAGCCAGAACUUUACCUUUGUUACCUGGGGAGAGAGUGUGGUUGAGGAACAGGAACAGACAAGGUCAAGGGAAAUUGUGUACUUGGUGGAACCCAGAGACCUAUGUUGUUGUUGAACAGGUUGGAGACACUGAACUUGUGUACCGUGUUCAACCAGAGAGGGGAGGCCGUGUACAGACUGUUCAUCGAAAUGCACUCAAGGUGUGUACGGCUCCCCCAGCAGAGACUGCUCCACCAGCUGCCGAGGCGGCUGCAGAGACUCCGGAGAUUCAACUUCCAUUGAUCUAUGGAUUUCCUCCGCGGCCUGCAGCAAUACCUCCUGCAAGAGAAGAACCUGAAAACCCUCCACGGCGUUCCACGAGGGAGAACUUGGGACAACCCCCAGUGCGAUACGGAGACUUGUGA